Rhopalosiphum maidis (corn leaf aphid) is the source of this 5201-nucleotide messenger RNA. RefSeq names its product guanylate cyclase 32E-like. Gene Ontology annotation, biological process: cGMP biosynthetic process; protein phosphorylation; receptor guanylyl cyclase signaling pathway. Gene Ontology annotation, cellular component: membrane. The record is from RefSeq and is a predicted model, not a curated record. Lineage: Eukaryota; Metazoa; Arthropoda; Insecta; Hemiptera; Aphididae. Gene Ontology annotation, molecular function: ATP binding; guanylate cyclase activity; peptide receptor activity.
UCGCGUGUCACUCGCGGUCCACUCCGUAUAGUCCCGCGGCAGCCGCACAGUUGCACGCGACUGGCCGCCGGUUGCGCGCGCUCAUAAUAAAUAAUAUUAUAUAUUAUUAUUUCCGGAUACCCGACGGACACGCGACCGUCACAUCGUUAAACAAUAUCGCACUCUUCUUCGUCAUUGUCAUAUUUUAUCUCGUUCGCGAUAUUUCUACACUUUAUAGAUAUUAUUUUACGUUUCGUCACGGUUUUUUAUUUCGCCGCGUUCCGGUCGCGAUCUGUUCGAUCGUAUGCGAGAGGGUGGGGGGCGUGCAAGAGGGCGAUCGUUUUAUAAUAUAUUGUUUUGUUAGUUAUUGUUUUAGUUAUAUCGUUUUCCGUUUCAUUUCCGACGUCAUUACCGAGUGUACAAUUUUGAACGAACAAAAAAAUAAUCUUUUUUUUGUUUUGAAAUUACCUCGUCGGAUGUAUAAUAUCCGUACGAAAUGACAACAGCCGCUACCAACGCAACCACCGGAACUUACCGGCAGAGAUCUACAUUUGUCCGGAGCAGGUUUGUCGGCGGCUGAAUACGUAGUCAACGGGUCAUGUUUUGGCCGACCGUGUUGGCGUUGUUGCAGUUGGCCGCGGAUGGACGGACGGAUGAAUUCGUUCUCGGCUACUUGACGGGAUCGAGGAGACGGCCAGGUGACAUCGGUUACUCGAAACCCGGUCGCACAAUCAGCGGCGCAAUAUCAUUGGCCGUUGAGGAGAUAAAUGCGGGAUUGUUUAAGGAAAAAGGUCAUUCAUUGAGUUUUCUGGUAGCCGAAACCUAUGGAGAAGAGUCGACUAGUAUACUUGAGACGGCGGAAUUGUGGAAGAAAAAUAUCUCAGCUUUCAUCGGGCCACAAGAGACGUGUCUGCAUGAAGCUAGAAUGGCCGCUGCUUUUAACCUGCCAAUGAUUUCCUAUUAUUGCAUGGACUCGGACACGUCGGAUAAAACGCUAUUCCCGACGUUCGCUCGCACACGUCCGCCGGACACUCAGAUAUCCAAAUCCGUGGCCGCAGUCCUUAAAGCCUUCAACUGGACACAGGUGACGUUUUUUUAUUCAAACGCAAUUGACACUCAUUUUGGUAAGAUCGCGUCUACUAUAUCAGAAGUAUUCUCUAAAUCUGGUAUAGAGAUCACAGCCAAAAAGACAUGGAACACACAUUAUUUGCACGGGUACACGGCCAAUCCAUUCGUUAAACUUGUCGCCGACACGUAUCAAGACACAAGAAUAUACGUUGUUUUGGGAAAUUACUACGAUCACACAGGUCUCAUAGUGGCCAUGGACGAAAUGGAUUUGUUCAAAAACGGUGAAUAUUUUGUGGUGGGUGUGGAUGUGGAGCAGUACGACGCAGAAAACCCGGGAAAAUAUUUAACCGGAAUGCUGUCAAACAAACCUGAUCCGAUUUUGGAAAAAGCUUUUCGGUCGUUUUUUAGUGUGGUGCCCACGCCGCCCAGAGGAUUCAAGAAUUUCUCAGUUAAAGUCAACGAGUAUAUGGAGAAACCACCAUUUCAGUUCCCUAAUCCUUUGGUACAAUUGGGUGGCGUCAAACAGAUUUCCGUCGAGGCAGCGUAUCUAUACGACGCGGUUCAUUUGUAUGCGAGAUGCGUGCUGGAGAUGAUCGAGUGCGGUGAUGAUCCGAGGAAUGGUUCGGCCAUGAUGGCCAAAUUCAAAGGUUCACACUACAAAAGUGCAUUGGGAUACGAAGUGUACAUGGACGAAAACGGUGACGCGGAAGGAAAUUAUACAUUGGUGUCACGGCAACGGCAAUCUGACGCCUCCAAAGGAUAUGGCUUAUUUCCAGCUGGUAGAUUCACUAAGCUCCGAAAUUUAACCAAAAACCCGGAGUUGACGUUGGUGGUGAAUGUCGAAUGGAUUUCUGGGAAACCGCCUGUGGCCGAACCAGCUUGCGGGUAUCGCGGCCAGAAAUGCAUCACGCAUACCGCGGAAAUCUUGUCGAUCGUCGCCGGAACACUGUUGCUGGUGUUGGCCGUCAUCUCACUGGUGUUCUACAGGAAUUGGAAGUACGAACAGGAGUUGGAUAGUUUGCUGUGGAAGGUCGACUACAAAGACAUCGAGAUCAACGACACGGAGAACAGCAGCACAUCGUCAAAGAUAUCCAGAGCUUUGCAUCCACUGAUUCGGACUAGCCAAGUCUCUUUAAGCUCUAACCCGGAUGCGGAUUUUCGUUAUUCAUCAAUAUUCACCGCAGUCGGCAUUUAUAAAGGUCGAGUGUUUGCCAUAAAAAAUGUGAAAAAGAAGUCCAUUGAUAUAACUAGAGCUAUGAAAAAAGAACUUAAAGUGAUGCGAGAUUUGAGACAUGAAAACUUAAACGGAUUUAUUGGUGCUUGCACUGAUCCUCCAAAUAUCUGUAUAGUGACUGAGUAUUGUAAUCGAGGUAGUUUAAAGGAUAUUUUAGAAAACGAAGAUGUGAAAUUGGAUAACAUGUUUGUCGCCUCGUUGGUAGCCGAUAUAAUACGGGGUAUGUUAUAUUUACACGAUUCUCCGUUAAGAUACCAUGGCAAUUUGAAGUCGUCCAAUUGCCUAGUGGAUUCUCGAUGGGUGUUAAAACUCACAGACUUUGGUCUUCAGGAGUUCAAAAAGGAAUCCGAAGACUUUCCACAUCAUUUUCUACAGCACGACUUUCGACUUCAAAAAGACGAUGAAGUGGAUUGCAAGUGUGAAGGACUUUUAUACAUCUCGCCGGAGCUGUUGCGUUGCUACAACUCUUCUAUUCAAAUAUCAUUUGGAACUCAGAAAGGGGAUGUGUAUUCAUUCUCUAUUAUUCUGUAUGAAUUGCAUAGUCGUAAAGGUCCUUUUGGAGAGAAUCACGGACUUGGGGUAUCAGAUAUAUUGAGAAAAAUUAUUUAUUAUUCACAAGAUGGGUCAAGUCCGUUUAGGCCUCCAUUGGAACUACUAGAAAAUAACUUUGAUUUUGUAAGAGACUGUUUAGAAGACUGUUGGGCAGAGAAUCCAGAUGAUCGCCCAGAUUUUAAGGCAAUCAGAGUUAAAUUAAGACCUAUGCGAAAAGGAAUGAGACCAAAUAUUUUUGACAACAUGAUGGCAAUGAUGGAAAAGUAUGCCAAUAAUUUAGAGGUAUUAGUUGAUGAACGAACUGACCAGCUCGUGGAGGAAAAAAAGAAAACAGAUGCACUGCUAUACGAAAUGUUGCCGAAGUACGUAGCUGAGCAACUAAAAAGAGGACAUAAAGUUCAAGCAGAAAAUUUUGAUUGCGUGACAAUUUAUUUCAGCGACAUCGUUGGUUUCACAUCAAUGUCUGCAGAAAGCACUCCUUUUCAAGUGGUUGAUUUUUUGAACGACCUAUAUACGUGCUUUGAUUCAAUAAUAGAGAAUUACGAUGUUUACAAAGUAGAAACAAUCGGAGACGCGUAUAUGGUGGUUAGUGGUUUGCCUAUUAAAAAUGGUGACAUGCAUGCAGCAGAAAUCGCUACUAUGUCAUUACAUUUACUCGAAGCCGUGAAGAAAUUUCAAAUUAGACAUAGGCCGUACGAUAGCCUUAGACUCAGAAUAGGAAUUCAUUCUGGUCCAGUCUGUGCCGGAGUCGUUGGUUUAAAAAUGCCUAGAUAUUGUUUGUUUGGCGAUACGGUAAAUACAACAAGUCGAAUGGAAUCCACUGGACAAGCAUUGAAAAUCCAUUGCUCCAGCGAAUGUCGGACAUUGUUGGAACGACUUGGUGGCUAUCAGACCACCGAACGAGGAUUGGUCGAGAAAGGGAAAGGAAACGUGCGCACGUAUUGGCUGGUAGGGGAAGACCACUUGCACCGGUUAAAAAGGGACGAGUUUAGGGCCCAGCGCCGAGAACAGCAGACUGGUAGCAAACACCGUAAGUCCUCCAAACAGAAGAGCGUGAAGGAUGGACCACGGAGCUCGUUAAAGGUCCCAAAGUCGACAAUGAAUGGACCAUUGUCCAGGUGUUGCAGUUUGGAGUCACCGAAAAAGUUGCGGUUUGCGAUGCACCACGACGACGGAACGCCGGUUAGGCGGCGGCCGUCGGGCGUUGCCGAGGAGGAGGACGAAUACUGCUGCGACCGUCAUCUGAGCGUUUCGUGUCCGUGCAUAGAUCAUUUCGAUCAGGACCCGUCGGCGGCUGGAAAACGACCGGCCAACUGCGGUACGUUGCUGCAGGCCCCGGUAUCCAGAGUACCUGGCUUUCCGCGUGUCAAUUCGGCCCCGGUCACGCCGAUGGCGGCCGAUUGUCUGGAGAUGACGGCCGUGUCAUCGCUGUCCGGCAUGGACGAUGUCAACGAACCGUUGAUCAAGUCGGACGACUACAGCAAGGACGGUGCGAUAACGUUCGUGUGACCUGCGUGACGGCCGCCUCGAUCCUUGGAAGGUGAUCGGGGAGAUGGGGCACUUCGCCCUCCCCGAUCCUUGGCGCGAUUACGAAGAUGGCUAUAAAGUAUUAAUCCGUGCGGAGGACGGCAUGCGUUUUAAAGGAUCCAUUCACACGUCUUUCGCACCCUCUCCCACCCAGAGAUUUACUCCUAGAAAACUGCGUAGGACUGUAAAACUGUGUCAACGAGAGAUUGAAGUGAACGACCGAUCGCCGAAUGGUUGUAGUAUAAUAAUAUGAUUAUUACGACAGUCCUUCUCUCUCUAAAUAUAGAGUGUCACCGCCUCUCCACCAGAGCUAGUGAACGGGUGACAUUAUAAAUCAUUUUACUGUUGUAAUAAUAGCGUCGUCGCGAUAUUGUCCCUAUUUACACAUUAAUUCCCGCGAUGAUGAUGAGACGGUAUUACGGUAAUCAUUUUGAUUGUUAUACGCGCAUUGAGUCCGCGACAAUACCAUACGGUAUUGCCGUCGUUGUUAUAUUACAUUGUUACGUGGUCGUUAUUAUGUUAUAAUCAUUGUUACAAUAUUAUUGUUAUUGGUCUGAGCACGAACCGACCGUGAAACGUUGUACCUUGCCCGCAGAGGCGGCGACCGAACGUAAAAUGAUUUUCGAUUGGGAUACGUCUAUCAUCGCCGAUAAUAUUCUUGGUGACUUGUAUACUUACAUGCCACUUGAGUAGAUCUCGCGGACACCCCUUUGUUUCAAUACACAUUAUGAUAUGGCAGUAUUAUAUUCAUAAGCUUUUAAUGUUGUGUUAUAUUAUAAUAUCUAGAAUUUAUUUUACGCGUCCUGUAACAUUCCAAACAUUAAUAUUAUAUUAUUAUUAU